UUCGGAAAAUGAUGAAUCUGGUAAACGUCCAGUAUUCGGGAAUAGAUUUUUGACCGAUGAAGAUGAAGUUUUUAAGCACAAUGCAUGGUAAAUAUGUUCAAACAACUCUUUUGAACUGCUUGCUUCGAAGAGCCAUACAUGACACUGAACACACAACCGACUUGGAACUGACACGACAUCGCAAGAAGCCUGCUGGAGGUGGAAGAGUUUUAAAAAAUACCUCGAUUGUCUAUAGCUUUAAUGCUUGGGAUAAUGUGGAAUGGGACGAGGAGCAGGAACAGAAAGCUCUGGAGGCUGUGCAGAAGAAUUCAACCGUAACAAUGCCGGAUGAUGAUAAAAUAAAGUUUAAAAGUGAUGCCGACAAGUUUUGGGACUCUUUUUAUGGCGUUCAUCAGAACCGAUUUUUUAAAGACCGUCAUUGGCUUUUUACCGAAUUCGCAGAAUUGGCACCAAAUAAGGAUAUACAAAAAAGUCGAAAUAUUUUCGAACUUGGAUGCGGGGUAGGCAACACCAUAUUGCCGAUACUAAAAUAUAGUACGGAGCCAAAUUUAAAGGUUUUCGGUUGCGAUUUCUCUUCUAAAGCGAUAGAAAUAUUUAGAAACCAUCCAGAGUUCGACACAAAAAGGUGCGAAAUAUUUGUAAUGGAUGCUACAAGCGAAGAUUGGAAUGUUCCAUUUCAGCCGGAGACUCAAGACAUAAUUGUUUUGAUUUUCGUACUGUCUGCUAUUGAACCAGUAAAAAUGAAACGAGUGGUUGAGAACUGUCAUCGUUACCUUAAACCGGGUGGUUUAGUUUUGUUCCGCGACUAUGGCCGCUAUGAUUUAGCACAGUUGCGUUUCAAGAGUGGCAAAUGCUUGGAAGAAAAUUUAUAUGUUCGCGGCGAUGGAACUAUGGUAUAUUUCUUCACGCAGGAGGAAGUGAGAAAAUUAUUUACAGAUGCUGGAUUUGCAGAGGAACAGAAUGUUAUAGACAGACGAUUGCAAGUGAAUCGGGGACGAAUGCUAAAAAUGUACAGAGUUUGGAUACAAACUAAGUAUCGAAAACGGCAAACGUGACACUGUAAUAAAUAAAAACUGUACAUAGGUAUGUCAAUGUUUUGAAUUAAAAAAUUGGAGGAAAAUAUAUAUUUGCCAUUUUCUUACACAUAAAGGAAUAAGAAAAUUUC
Stomoxys calcitrans (stable fly) is the source of this 1165-nucleotide messenger RNA. It is a transcript of the gene Mettl2, whose product is annotated as tRNA N(3)-methylcytidine methyltransferase Mettl2. The transcript has 2 exons. NCBI's taxonomy places the organism in Eukaryota, Metazoa, Arthropoda, Insecta, Diptera, Muscidae. The coding region runs from base 57 to 1055 and encodes 332 amino acids. Gene Ontology annotation, molecular function: tRNA (cytidine-N3)-methyltransferase activity. The record is from RefSeq and is a predicted model, not a curated record.